GAGAGAGAGAGAGAGAGGGACUGAGAUUAUGAAAUUCUCAGCCAGCAAGCAAGAAAGAUACUUAAGUCAAGAUGAAGGGAAGUUUUGCCUCUUCCUGAAAGUUAUGUUAUUAGUUUUUAAAAAAAAUCAGGAUGACUGCUAGUUUUGUUUAAAGUAUUUGUUCUGGAAAUACUAACGUUGGAGUCUACCAGACUGAGGUUAGAAGCAUUUUUUUUGGCAGCAAGAAGAUACUUUUAUAGAAGCCAUGCCUGUACUUGGGGCUGCCUCAGAAGGGAGGCGGCCAGCCGUUGGGUCAAAGCCUGUUCAUACUGCUCUUCCGAUACCAAAUCUUGGCACUACUGGGUCGCAGCAUUAUUCUUCAAGACCUUUGGAACUUGCUGAAACAGAGAGCUCAAUGCUUUCUUGUCAGCUUACAUUACAAUCAGCCUGUGAAUUUGGAGAGAUGAAACCCCUCCAAGGAAAAGCCAAGGAGAGAGAAGACAGCAAGAUUUACACGGACUGGGCCAACCACUACCUAGCAAAAUCGGGCCACAAGCGGCUGAUCAAGGACCUGCAACAGGACAUCGCAGAUGGAGUCCUCCUAGCAGAGAUCAUCCAGAUCAUUGCAAAUGAAAAAGUUGAAGAUAUCAAUGGAUGUCCUAGAAGUCAAUCUCAGAUGAUUGAAAAUGUUGAUGUCUGCCUUAGUUUUCUAGCAGCCAGAGGGGUAAAUGUUCAAGGUCUAUCUGCUGAAGAAAUAAGAAAUGGAAACUUAAAAGCCAUUCUAGGGCUGUUUUUCAGUCUGUCUCGCUACAAACAGCAGCAGCACCACCAACAGCAGUAUUACCAGUCCCUGGUGGAGCUGCAGCAGCGCGUCCCGCACGCCUCCCCGCAGCCGGACGCCAGUCAGGCCAAAACCCAGCAAGAUAUGCAGUCCAGUCUGGCAGCCAGAUAUGCAACUCAGUCUAAUCACAGUGGAAUUGCAACCAGUCAAAAAAAGCCUACUAGGCUUCCUGGACCCUCUAGGGUACCAGCUGCAGGCAGCAGUAGCAAGGCCCAGGGAGCCUCUAAUUUAAAUAGGAGAAGUCAGAGCUUCAACAGCAUUGACAAAAACAAGCCUCCAAAUUAUGCAAAUGGAAAUGAAAAAGAUUCCACCAAAGGACCUCAACCUUGUUCAGGUGUAACUGGUACCAUGCAGCCCCCCGGCCCUGCUGGGCAGCCGCCGGCCUCGGCCAUCCCGUCCCCGAGCGCCAGCAAGCCCUGGCGGAGCAAGUCCAUGAACGUCAAGCACAGCGCCACGGCCACCAUGCUGAGCAUCAAGCAGGCGAGCCCGGCCACCUCGCCCACUCCGUCCCCGGACAGACUGAAGCCACCCGUCUCGGAAGGAGUCAAAGCUGCCCCCUCAGGACAGAAGUCCAUGCUUGAGAAGUUCAAGCUGGUCAACGCCCGGACGGCUUUGCGCCCUCCGCAGUCUCCCAGCUCAGGACACGGUGACGGUGGGAAGGACGACGAUGCCUGCUCUGAAUCCGGAGAAACGGAAGGUUUUAACAGUGGUCUGAACAGUGGUGGCUCAACGAACAGCAGUCCCAAAGUGUCACCUAAAUUGGCCCCUCCGAAAGCUGGCAGCAAAAAUCUCAGCAAUAAAAAGUCUCUGCUACAGCCCAAGGAGAAAGAGGAGAACAAGAACAAGAAUAAAGUUUGCCCCGAGAAGCCGGUCAAGGAGGACAGGGAGCAGAUGGCGGAGGCGGCUCCAAAGAAGACCUCCAAAAUCGCAAGCUUGAUCCCCAAGGGCAGCAAGGCGGCGGCGGCCAAGAAGGAGAGUUUGAUCCCGUCGUCCAGUGGGAUUCCAAAGCCAGGCUCAAAGGUGCCCGCCGCAAAGCAGAUCAUUUCUCCUGGCAGCACAGCAAGCAAAGAGUCUGAAAAAUUCAGGACUACCAAAGGAAGCCCUUCCCAGUCCUUCCCUAAGCCCGUAGCCACCGAGAAGGCGAAUCUGUCUACCUGCCCUGCGCCUGCGGAGGGCCGGGAAGCUGGCCAAGCUUCUGGCUCCUGUACCGCGACAGUGGCACAGAGCGGUGGGCAGUGCACAGGAAAUGGUGCUGUCCAACUCCCUCAGCAGCAGCAACACACCCACCCGAAUACCGCCACGGUGGCCCCGUUCAUCUACAGAGCACAUUCAGAAAAUGAAGGUACCUCUUUACCAGCUGCUGACUCCUGCACCAGCCCCACAAAGAUGGAUUUGUUGUACAGUAAGACUGCUAAACAGUGCCUAGAGGAAAUAUCUGGUGAAGACCCAGAAGCAAGAAGAAUGCGAACAGUGAAAAACAUAGCGGACUUGAGACAGAAUUUAGAAGAGACAAUGUCCAGUCUCCGUGGGACGCAGAUAAGCCACAGUACCCUGGAGACAACAUUUGACAGCACUGUGACGACGGAAGUGAAUGGGAGGACCAUCCCCAACCUUACCAGUCGCCCCACUCCCAUGACCUGGAGGCUGGGCCAGGCGUGUCCUCGACUUCAGGCAGGAGAUGCCCCCUCCCUGGGUGCUGGCUACUCUCGCAGUGGUACUGGUCGGUUCAUCCACACGGACCCCUCGAGAUUCAUGUACACAACUCCUCUCCGAAGGGCGGCGGUCUCUCGGCUGGGAAACAUGUCUCAGAUUGACAUGAGCGAGAAGGCAGGCAGUGAGCUGGACAUGUCUUCUGAAGUUGAUGUCGGUGGAUAUAUGAGUGAUGGCGAUAUCCUUGGGAAAAGUCUUAGGGCUGAUGACAUCAACAGCGGGUACAUGACAGAUGGAGGACUCAGCCUGUACACUAGAAGCCUGAACCGACUACCAGACCCGGUGACAUCCAGGGAUGGCAUCCAGAGAGGGGUCCAUGACGUGACAGUGGACGCAGACAGCUGGGAUGACAGCAGUUCCGUGAGCAGUGGCCUCAGUGACACCCUGGACAACAUCAGCACUGAUGACCUGCAAACCACAUCCUCGGUCAGCUCUUACUCCAACAUCACUGUCCCUUCCAGAAAGAGCACUCAGCUGAAGACAGAUUCAGAGAAACGCUCCACGGCAGACGAGACCUGGGACAACAGUGAGGAGGUAAAGAAAACAGAAGAGGACAUUGACAGCCAUGGGGAUGCAGGUGGCAAGUGGAAGAACGUCCCCUCGGGGCUUCCUGAAGACCCCGAGAAGGCGGGGCAGAAAGCGUCCCUGUCUGUUUCCCAGACGGGUUCCUGGAGGAGAGGCAUGUCUGCCCAGGGAGCAGCAGCGUCCAGGCAGAAAGCUGGAGCAAGUGCACUCAAGACUCCCGGGAAAACUGAUGAUGCCAAAGCCUCUGAGAAAGGGAAAACUCCCCUGAAAGGAUCCUCUCUGCAGAGGUCUCCUUCAGACGCAGGAAAAAGCAGUGGAGAUGAAGGGAAAAAGCCGCCCUCUGGCAUUGGGCGAUCACCCGCCACCAGCUCUUUUGGAUUCAAGAAGCCGAGUGGAGUAGGGUCAUCCUCUAUGAUCACCAGCAGCGGGGCCACCAUCACCAGUGGCUCAGCCACGCUGGGCAAAAUCCCCAAAUCUGCUGCCAUUGGCGGGAAGUCAAACGCAGGGAGAAAAACCAGUUUGGACGGUUCCCAGAAUCAGGAUGACGUGGUGCUGCAUGUUAGCUCCAAGACCACCCUACAGUACCGCAGCCUGCCCCGCCCUUCAAAGUCCAGUGCCAGUGGCAUUCCCGGCCGAGGGGGCCACAGGUCCAGCACCAGCAGUAUUGAUUCCAAUGUCAGCAGCAAGUCGGCUGGUGCCACCACCUCGAAACUGAGAGAACCCACCAAGAUUGGGUCAGGGCGCUCAAGUCCUGUCACCGUGAACCAGACAGACAAGGAGAAGGAGAAGGUAGCGGUGUCAGAUUCAGAGAGCGUUUCUUUGUCAGGUUCCCCCAAAUCCAGCCCCACCUCUGCCAGCGCCUGUGGGGCACAAGGGCUCAGACAGCCAGGAUCCAAGUAUCCAGACAUUGCCUCACCUACAUUCCGAAGGUUGUUUGGUGCCAAGGCAGGUGGCAAAUCUGCCUCUGCACCUAAUACUGAGGGUGUGAAAUCCUCCUCAGUAAUGCCCAGCCCUAGUACCACAUUAGCGCGCCAAGGCAGUCUGGAGUCACCGUCGUCCGGGACGGGCAGCAUGGGCAGCGCUGGUGGGCUCAGUGGCAGCAGCAGCCCUCUCUUCAAUAAGCCCUCAGACCUAACUACAGAUGUUAUAAGCUUAAGUCACUCGUUGGCGUCCAGCCCAGCGUCGGUUCACUCUUUCACAUCAGGUGGUCUGGUGUGGGCUGCCAAUCUGAGCAGUUCCUCUGCAGGCAGCAAGGACACUCCGAGCUACCAGUCCAUGACUAGCCUCCACACAAGCUCUGAGUCCAUUGACCUGCCCCUCAGCCACCAUGGCUCCCUGUCGGGACUGACCACAGGCACUCAUGAAGUUCAGAGCCUGCUCAUGAGAACGGGUAGUGUGAGAUCUACUCUCUCAGAAAGCAUGCAGCUUGACAGAAAUACACUACCCAAAAAGGGACUAAGAUACACCCCCUCGUCUCGGCAGGCCAGCCAGGAAGAGGGGAAGGAGUGGCUGCGUUCUCAUUCCACCGGAGGCCUGCAGGACACGGGCAGCCAGUCCCCGCUCGUCUCCCCGUCUGCCAUGUCGUCUUCUGCAACAGGAAAAUACCACUUUUCCAACUUGGUAAGUCCCACGAAUCUGUCUCAGUUUCACCUUCCGGGGCCCAGCAUGAUGCGUUCCAACAGCAUCCCCGCCCAGGACUCUUCCUUCGACCUCUACGAGGACGCCCAGCUGUGUGGGAGUGCCACGUCCCUGGAGGAGAGGCCACGCGCCAUCAGCCACUCGGGCUCCUUCAGAGACAGCAUGGAAGAAGUUCAUGGCUCCUCCUUAUCACUGGUCUCCAGCACUUCUUCUCUGUACUCUACAGCUGAAGAAAAGGCACAUUCAGAGCAAAUCCAUAAACUACGGAGAGAACUGGUUGCAUCCCAGGAAAAAGUUGCUACCCUAACGUCUCAACUUUCAGCAAAUGCUCACCUUGUCGCAGCUUUUGAAAAGAGUUUAGGAAAUAUGACUGGCCGAUUGCAAAGUCUAACCAUGACAGCGGAACAAAAGGAGUCUGAACUUAUAGAACUAAGAGAGACCAUUGAAAUGCUGAAGGCCCAGAACUCCGCCGCCCAGGCAGCUAUUCAGGGAGCACUGAAUGGCCCAGAUCACCCUCCCAAAGAUCUGCGCAUCAGAAGACAGCAUUCCUCUGAAAGCGUUUCCAGUAUCAACAGUGCCACAAGCCAUUCCAGCAUCGGCAGUGGUAAUGAUGCUGACUCCAAGAAAAAGAAAAAGAAGAACUGGGUGAACUCUAGAGGAAGUGAGCUAAGAAGCUCUUUCAAACAAGCCUUUGGGAAGAAAAAGUCCACCAAGCCUCCUUCCUCACACUCUGACAUUGAAGAGCUCACGGACUCAUCCCUUCCGGCGUCCCCCAAGCUGCCGCACAGUGCUGGGGACUGUGGCUCGGCGUCCAUGAAGCCCUCGCAGUCUGCCUCAGCGUCACCCCUUGUCUGGCCACCAAAGAAACGGCAAAAUGGCCCUGUGAUCUACAGGCACAGAUCCCGGAUCUGCGAAUGCACAGAGGCUGAGGCAGAGAUAAUUCUGCAGCUGAAGAGCGAGCUCAGAGAAAAAGAAUUAAAAUUAACGGAUAUUCGGCUGGAGGCCCUCAGCUCUGCUCACCAUCUUGAUCAGAUCCGGGAAGCCAUGAACCGGAUGCAGAAUGAAAUUGAAAUACUGAAAGCUGAAAAUGACCGGUUGAAGGCAGAAACUGGGAACACGGCUAAACCGGCUCGGCCCCCUUCUGAAUCCUCCAGCACCGCCUCCUCCUCAUCUUCACGGCAGUCAUUAGGACUUUCCCUAAACAACCUGAACAUCACAGAGGCUGUCACCUCAGAUAUUUUGCUGGAUGAUGCUGGGGAUGCGACUGGACAUAAAGAUGGCCGCAGCGUGAAGAUUAUCGUCUCCAUAAGCAAGGGCUAUGGUCGAGCAAAGGAUCAGAAGUCCCAGGCAUAUCUGAUAGGAUCCAUUGGUGUUAGUGGAAAAACCAAGUGGGAUGUCUUAGAUGGUGUAAUUAGGCGUCUCUUUAAGGAAUAUGUAUUCCGAAUUGAUACAUCCACUAGCCUUGGUCUGAGCUCGGACUGCAUUGCUAGCUACUGUAUAGGAGACUUGAUUAGAUCCCAUAACCUAGAAGUGCCUGAACUGCUGCCUUGUGGAUACCUCGUUGGAGAGAAUAACGUCAUCACUGUGAACUUGAAAGGGGUAGAAGAAAACAGUUUGGACAGUUUUGUUUUUGAUACGCUGAUUCCUAAGCCAAUUACCCAAAGGUACUUUAACUUGUUGAUGGAGCAUCACAGAAUUAUACUCUCAGGACCAAGUGGUACUGGAAAGACCUAUUUAGCAAACAAACUUGCUGAAUAUGUAAUAACCAAAUCUGGGAGGAAAACCACAGAGGAUGCAAUUGCCACUUUCAAUGUGGACCACAAGUCAAGUAAGGAGCUGCAGCAGUAUCUAGCCAAUCUGGCGGAGCAGUGCAGUGCAGACAAUAACAGUGUGGAGCUUCCGGUUGUAAUAAUUCUUGAUAAUCUUCAUCAUGUCGGCUCUCUGAGUGAUGUCUUCAAUGGUUUCCUCAAUUGUAAAUACAACAAAUGUCCUUAUAUUAUUGGAACAAUGAAUCAGGGAGUUUCUUCAUCACCAAAUCUAGAGCUGCAUCACAAUUUCAGGUGGGUACUAUGCACAAAUCACACAGAACCCGUGAAAGGCUUUUUAGGCAGGUAUCUUCGAAGGAAACUGAUAGAGAUGGAAAUUGAGAGGAACGUACGCAAUAAUGACCUGGUCAAAAUUAUAGACUGGAUUCCUAAGACGUGGCAUCAUCUCAACAGUUUUUUGGAAACACACAGUUCUUCUGACGUUACCAUUGGUCCCCGACUUUUCCUUCCAUGCCCCAUGGACGUUGAAGGUUCUAGAGUGUGGUUCAUGGAUCUCUGGAACUAUUCUUUGGUACCUUAUGUUCUGGAGGCAGUAAGAGAAGGUCUUCAGAUGUAUGGGAAACGCACACCAUGGGAAGAUCCCUCAAAGUGGGUGCUUGACACCUACCCAUGGAACUCAACUUCUCUGCCUCAGGAGAGCCCAGCAUUACUGCAGUUGCGACCAGAAGAUGUUGGGUAUGAGGGUUGCACAUCCACUAAGGAAGCCACAACCUCAAAGCACAUUCCACAGACUGACACAGAAGGCGAUCCCCUGAUGAAUAUGCUGAUGAAACUCCAAGAAGCAGCCAAUUACUCGGGCACACAGAGCUGUGAGAGUGACAGCACCAGCCACCGUGAAGACCUUGUGGAUUCAUCUCUUGAAUCGACCCUGUAAAGGGUGAAAAGAGUUAGUUGGAAAGACUAUGCUUAAAAAAAAUAUGUUUGAAAAUUAAGGUAUUUUCACUAAACCACUGCCAGUAUAAAAGCACCCUGUCAAGGGCCCUGACCCAGAGUCAUGGUCUCCAAGGAGGCAGCAGAAUCAAGACUGAACUGCCAAGAUGCUAAAUUGAGAUGGAAGCUUAACUUUAUUUUAUUUCUAAGCGUUUUUAUAUCCAUGGAGUGAUAGAAAGCUCCGUUACUCAACUGGAAAGGACCCUAGACAGGGCAACUGAAUAGAUUGCACAUGAAAUAGCCCAACUGGAAUUUCUUUUUAUUCCUCUUUAAAAGUUUACAAUGCGGAUCUUUCUUUCUUUCUUUCUUUUUCUCCUUUGGUCCCUUCCUUUCUGUUUGCUCUGAGGAGCUGUUUGUUCUCCCCAGGCAGGGUCCACUCUUUUAACUUGUCCGACCUCCUUUGUGCCGCAUGGUGCUGGUCACAGGGCUCCAGUAGUGUCUGUGUUGCGUGCUCACCCCAUUCCAGGACGAAUCCCAGAGGCCAGUCCUCCAUAAGCACAAAUGGAAUUGUGCAACCACCAGAGAAGCGCUACUGUGGCAAACUGGACAAGUGCCCAUUCAGUUCUAACCGCCGUGCUCUCAUGAUGUCUCUACCCACUUCUAGUCCAUGAGUCACAGGUUUUAUAAGGUUGUUUUUAUCACAGUGGUCUUUUUAAACCACCUGUCCACGCCCUUAACAAGAGUUUUAUACCAAUUAUUAGUCAACACUGAAGAAAGGCUUUUUUUAGGGCUUUAUGUGUUUGAGCCUUUUCAGUGAAAGAGGGAACAUUUCCUAUGGUGCUGUCUCACUGCCUUAAAACUGAUUUCUACAACAGUUUAUCAGUUGGUUUAAAUCCUAAACCAUUGGUAAUUCCCACUGUCUUUUCAUUUACAAUCAAGCAACGCCAGUUGAAAUAGUAGCCUCAUUUCUGUAUAUCUUUCUCUCUCUCUCUUUUUCUUUAAGAAAUGGAUAGGAGAAAGAUCAGCAUUUCUACCUUGUGAAUAGAUUGCUUUGCCUCAUCCUCCAAAAUGUUCAAGUAACCCAGAAACCCUCUUUGAUGGUCACUUAAAAGCUGAGACAUGUGGUGAAAUUUUAUCCUGUUCAAAGUGAAGGAGAUUCAGAAGGUGGGAGAUUUUGAGUUCUUAUCCAGCAGAGCAGGGCUGGAGGUACUGGAUUUAGCAUGAGCACAACUAUUUGGCUUCCCUCCCCUAUUCUUUUGUUUUUUUUUUUAAUUAGUUUUGACGCAUGUUGUUUUGAUAGCUAUUGUUGUACAUGGGAAAUUCAGCAUUAAAGAACACUGAAGCAGUAAAAUCACUGUGGAAGAGGAAGCGUUUAUACUGUAAAAGAAGGUUAGAUUUGCACAGUCUACUGGGUAGGUAUUGUAAAUAAUAAUUUUUAAAACUUGCACAAGUCCAAACAAACACAAAUGAAAUUGUACUUUAUCCUGUUGGUGUUAAGAGGUGUUUCACUUGCUGAGAUUUCCUGUACGUUACAAACAAAUACAGAAUGCAAACCUUCAAAACUGUUAUUAUCUGGUGUUUGUCCUGUAUUUACAGUUGUUAUGACUAUGCAGGAGCUAUCAGUGCUAGAGUGAGCAUGCUUCAAAACUGUACAUGAAGCCAAUAUAUUUUUGGAUAAGUAAAACUGUCUGAGAGUACAUCUGUCCUGGCAGGCUUUAAAGAGCGCGCAUGAAAACUGAUCAGAGUCAUUGGAGAAGUUACCACCACACACAGAGGACAGGUUUUAAGUUUAUAAAACCCAAGGGCUAGGCCACGGUGUAGACUUGUUCUAUGCAUGUGAAAAUGUGUUACUUUUAGGACGUGUAAUUGGUGCUACUCUCUGUGACCACUCAUGGGUCAGUUGCUCUAGAAAGAACAACACCACCGCCACAAGACAUCUGUGCAGUUUUCAGAGUGUCACUGAGUAUAUAGGUCCUUCCACGGUGCUAUUGCCCUAAGGGAAAUCCUAGCAGGAUUUAUGCACAUAGAAUUGUACACCCUGACUUUGAAGCCUCAAACAUGGGUCCAAUCCGUUGUGAAACAUCACUAUAUGUAGCUGGGUGAGUGACUAGUUGCCCUUGUAUGAUGUGUGAUCUAAGAAAAUCGCUAAUCUUUUCCUGCCAUUUUGAGAAACACAGUCCAAACAUGAGCAUAAACCGACGUGUCCUGGAAUACACCCCAGUAGGUCCACCUAGUUUACAACUUAAACUAGUUUGUGAAACAUUUGUCUGUAUACAUUUUAUAUUUUGUACAUUUUUGAUGUAACAUAUCAUGUAAAUAGAAACAGUGAAAUAAAUCAUCAGAAAAGUUUUUGUAGUCUUUGUAAAGCCCCAACGAUAAGUACUUGGUGUCGAUGGACUGGACUGGAUGAUGUAUUUUCUAUUAGUUUAUUGUUCCUCUAGCUUGUAAACCAGCUUGCAUAUAUUUUUUUGCAAACGUGCACCCUGUAUCUGUCUAAAUUAUUACUUUGCCAUUAAAGUGGAAUUAUUUAUUGACAACAAA
This is a messenger RNA of Otolemur garnettii (small-eared galago), 9930 nucleotides long. It is a transcript of the gene NAV3, whose product is annotated as neuron navigator 3. The record is from RefSeq and is a predicted model, not a curated record. Lineage: Eukaryota; Metazoa; Chordata; Mammalia; Primates; Galagidae. Gene Ontology annotation, biological process: neurogenesis; nervous system development. The coding region runs from base 245 to 7393 and encodes 2382 amino acids. Gene Ontology annotation, molecular function: ATP hydrolysis activity; ATP binding; protein binding. The transcript has 40 exons.